AUGGGUCAACGUCAAGGGUAUGAGUACUUUGAUGGCUCUAAACUUAGCCGCGGUCGCGAUGAAGGUUUAGGGAGGUUUCUAGACCACUUUAUACUAGGUAUGAUGGUCAGCCUUGCGGCGUUCCCGAGGGUUGAGUGGCGGAGUAUCCCCCUCAGAAUUGUCGCGGCCGUUGCAGCAUCCAGUGGGCCCGUUAUUGAUUUGAUUGCACAAAAAAUGCAAAAUCAUUUCCUAGAAACUAGCACAGAGUUACUUCUUCUUGUGUCAUGCCUUAAUCGAGGGGACUCAUUCUCCAAAUUCAACAUCUACAAGCUACUCUGUCUAGCAGAGCUUUAUCCUGAAGACUUCUCAGUGAAUGAACACAUGAUGCUUGAGGAUCAGCUGACCACUUGUAUUUAUAAUGUGCAAUAUGAUGAAGAUUUUGCAGAAAUUGGGGACUUAAGAGGUUUUGCUAAGAAAAUGGUUGAGACAAGUAAAAGUGCUAUUUUCCCACUUAUUUAUUUCCUUAUUGAGUUGACAUUAGUUCUAACAGUUGUAACAGCUAGUGUUGAGAGAGAAUUUUCUGCAAUGAAUGUUGUGAAAACUGAUUUACGCAAUAAAAUGAUAGAUGAGUGGAUGAAUGAUAGCUUGGUUGUCUAUAUUGAGAAAGAGAUUUUUGCAACUAUCGACAAUUGA
Molecule: messenger RNA, 672 nt
Organism: Dioscorea cayenensis subsp. rotundata (Guinea yam)
Lineage: Eukaryota; Viridiplantae; Streptophyta; Magnoliopsida; Dioscoreales; Dioscoreaceae
Exons: 3
Coding region: 1-672 (223 amino acids)
Source: RefSeq, a predicted model, not a curated record